Molecule: messenger RNA, 4852 nt
Organism: Vigna angularis (adzuki bean)
Lineage: Eukaryota; Viridiplantae; Streptophyta; Magnoliopsida; Fabales; Fabaceae
Product: mediator of RNA polymerase II transcription subunit 16
Exons: 17
Coding region: 392-4120 (1242 amino acids)
Biological process (GO): regulation of DNA-templated transcription
Cellular component (GO): mediator complex
Source: RefSeq, a predicted model, not a curated record
AUCAACACCCGAAAAGGUAAAAAAGCAAAAAGUUGCCGCCACCAUAACUCGGAAGAAAAAACAAAAGAAAAACAAUUUCUUUCUUUCUUUCUAUGUUACUUGCUUUCUUUGUUACUCUGGAGAAUCACCGGGUUUGCUUUGUCCACCACAUGCCCAGCACAAAAACCCUAACCCCAGAUCACUCACCCUAUCACAAUCUCCCUUUAUUAAACAAAUCAAAAUCCCAAACUCUCUCCCUCUGUUUCUUCCCCUUUUCCCACUAACCCCACUCUCUCCACAUUUCUCUCUCUACAUUUCCAACAGUGCUAUCUGUCGCCUUCAAUUGCGACUUUCUACCACUAACCCAACUCUCAUUUCUUUCUCUCUCAUAUAAAAAUUAGGGCUUUUCCUAAUGAAUCAAAUUGCUGGGACAAAGGACCCAGAGGCCGAGCCCGUCGCUCAGUCUCUGCCCCAACCCCAAGACACGCCCAAGCCUCCCGACAAAACUGAUUCCGCCGCCGUGGUCGUCGCUGCCACCACCACCACCGAAGAGAAAGAGGUUGGACCAGAGGAAAAACGACCGGUCCCCAUGGAGGAGGAUUCGCUCAACCCCGCCAUCGUUUUCUCCAUCAGGCUUAAGCAACCUAGGUCCAAUUUGCUGCAUAAGAUGAGCGUUCCUGAACUGUGUCGCAAUUUUAGUGCUGUUUCCUGGUGUGGAAAACUUAAUGCUAUAGCUUGUGCAGCAGAAACGUGUGCAAGAAUUCCAAGUUCAACGACUAAUCCACCAUUUUGGAUCCCUAUACAUAUUGUGAUCCCAGAGAGGCCGACUGAAUGUGCAGUGUUCAAUGUCAUAGCAGAUUCGCCUCGUGAUUCUGUCCAGUUCAUCGAAUGGUCCCCAACCUCUUGUCCACGUGCAUUGCUGAUUGCAAAUUUCCAUGGGAGGGUAACUAUUUGGACUCAACCUUCUCAAGGGCCAGCUAAUCUUGUCCAUGAUACUAGCUGUUGGCAGCGUGAGCAUGAGUGGCGGCAAGAUAUUGCAGUUGUAACAAAGUGGUUAUCAGGGGUGUCUCCGUAUAGGUGGCUAUCAUCUAAAUCAAGUGCUCCCGCCAAUGCGAAGUCGACGUUUGAGGAAAAGUUUCUUUCACAGCAAUCUCAAACUUCAGCUAGAUGGCCCAAUUUUCUGUGUGUUUGUUCAGUGUUCUCAUCGGGCUCAGUUCAACUUCACUGGUCCCAGUGGCCUCCUAGUAAGAAUGACACUACACCAAAGUGGUUUUGCACUAGUAAAGGACUUUUGGGUUGUGGGCCCAGUGGGAUUAUGGCUGGUGAUGCUAUCAUUACAGACAGUGGUGCCAUGCAUGUAGCAGGUGUACCAAUUGUUAAUCCGUCCACCAUUGUAGUUUGGGAGGUCACACCUGGGCCUGGAAAUGGUUUCCAGGUAGCUCCAAAGACAAGUACCACUUGUGCCGUCCCACCUCUUAGCCCACCCAACUGGGCUGGUUUUGCACCUUUAGCUGCAUAUUUAUUUAGCUGGCAGGAUUAUCUAUUAUCUGAAGCUAAGCAAGGGAAAAAACAGACAGACCAAAACCUUCUUGAUGCUGUACCUCUCUAUUGCUCACCAGUUUCAAAUUUUUCAGCGUAUGUGAGUCCUGAAGCUGCAGCUCAAUCUGCAGCAACUACUACAUGGGGUUCUGGUGUAACAGCAGUAGCCUUUGAUCCAACUCGUGCUGGUUCAGUGAUAGCUGUUGUGAUAGUUGAGGGGCAAUACAUGUCCCCAUAUGAUCCAGACGAGGGCCCAUCAAUUACAGGGUGGAGAGUGCAACGUUGGGAAUCAUCUCUACAGCAUGUUGUUCUCCAUCCUAUAUUUGGAAACCCUACUUCUAGUAUGGGUGGUCAAUCACCUAUGCAAACUGUUUGGCAGUCCAAAGUGGACCUGAGUAUAACUCCAACAAAUGAUUUCAAGAGCCAUCAAUCACCUGCAACUGGAAUGGCUUCUGAUGUGCAAAAGGUGUCUGAGUCUGGUUCUGACAAAUCAACAAGGGUGAAUUUUGAUCCGUUUGAUCUUCCAAGUGAUGUCAGGACACUUGCCCGGGUUGUUUACUCUGCUCACGGUGGUGAAAUUGCUAUUGCUUUUCUUCGUGGUGGUGUCCAUGUUUUUUCUGGUCCAAAUUUUACACCUGUAGACAACUAUCAGAUUAACGUUGGUUCUGCAAUUGCUGCUCCGGCUUUUUCUUCAACAAGCUGUUGUUCAGCUUCUGUUUGGCACGACUCUAGCAAAAAUUGUACAAUAUUGAGAAUAAUAAGAGUUCUCCCUCCUUCUAUUCCCAUUAGUCAAGUAAACGCCAAUUCAUCAACUUGGGAACGUGCAAUUGCUGAAAGGUUUUGGUGGAGCCUUUUAGUAGGAGUUGAUUGGUGGGAUGCUGUGGGCUGCACCCAGAGUGCUGCUGAGGAUGGUAUUGUUUCACUUAACAGCGUUAUUGCAGUUUUGGAUGCGGAUUUCCAUUCUCUCCCUUCUAUUCAGCACAGGCAACAGUAUGGUCCUAGUCUAGACAGGAUAAAGUGUAGGCUGCUGGAAGGAUCAAAUGCCCAAGAGGUGAGGGCAAUGGUUCUGGAUAUGCAAGCUAGGUUGUUAUUGGAUAUGCUUGGGAAAGGAAUAGAGUCUGCCUUGAUAAAUUCUUCAGCUUUAGUUCCUGAGCCGUGGCAAGCAUCAGGUGAAACAUUAUCCAGCAUUGACCCUGAAACAAUGGCUGUUGAACCUGCGCUAAUUCCUAGUAUUCAGGCUUAUGUGGAUUCAGUUCUAGAUUUGGCUUCACAUUUUAUUACCCGUUUGAGACGUUACGCUAGUUUCUGUCGCACAUUGGCAAGUCAUGCUGUGACUGCAGGUACUGGGAGCAACCGAAAUAUGGUUGCUAGUCCUACCCAAAGUUCGGCAACACCUGCAACAAGUCAGGGAGGUCAAAAUGGGACCAGCAGCUCUAUGGGAAGUGCCCAGUUGCAAACCUGGGUGCAAGGGGCUAUUGCCAAAAUUAGCAACACAACUGAGGGAGGUUCCAAUCCAACUCCCAAUCCCAUCAGUGGCCCUUCAACAUUUAUGCCUAUUAGCAUCAAUACAGGAACAUUUCCUGGAACACCAGCAGUUAGACUUAUUGGGGAUUGUCAUUUCCUUCACAGACUAUGCCAACUUUUACUCUUCUGCUUUUUCUUUCGUCGAACACAACUUCCUCGUUAUAUGGGGUCUGCAAAUAGAACUUCUGAUGCAAAUACACAAAAGCCUCAAUCUAAUACUCCUGCCCCUGGCAAGGUGGAGGAGAUUGCAAAACCUGCUGUGGUGAAGUCUGAUGAUGGUCAGAGUGGUCGAGCUGGGCCAAAAGGAGCUGAAGAAGUACCUUCUGGUCGUUCCAGAUUGGGUAGUGGGAAUGCUGGCCAGGGAUAUACGUUUGAAGAGGUCAAGGUGCUUUUUAUGAUGCUUAUGGAUCUUUGCCGCAGAACAGCUGGGCUGCAACACCCAUUGCCAGUCUCUCAAGUGGGGAGCAUCAACAUUCAGGUUCGGCUGCAUUAUAUUGAUGGAAACUAUACUGUACUGCCAGAGGUUGUGGAAGCAUCCCUUGGUCCUCAUAUGCAGAAUAUGCCUCGUCCUAGAGGUGCAGAUGCUGCUGGUCUUCUUCUACGUGAACUAGAACUCCACCCUCCAGCAGAAGAGUGGCAUAGACGGAAUAUGUUUGGUGGACCUUGGUCUGAUCAGGAAGAUGUAGAUUGUGCAAAUGAUGCACCUAAACUCGUUAAUUCUGACCCACUUGAUUUCAGCUCAAUGGAGCAUUCUGAUGUCUAUUAUGGAACUCAUCGUUUAUGGCCUAGGAAGCGCAGAAUGUCUGAAAGAGAUGCAGCUUUUGGCUUGAAUACUUCUGUGGGCCUGGGAGGUUAUCUGGGCAUAAUGGGAUCACGAAGAGAUGUUGUUACUGCUACAUGGAAGACUGGCCUUGAAGGGGUCUGGUACAAGUGUGUGAGAUGUCAGCGGCAGACCUCUGCUUUUUCUUCACCAGAUGCUCCUCCUUCUCUUAGUCCAACUGACCGGGAAGUCUGGUGGAUCAGCCGCUGGGUACAUGGCUGUCCAAUGUGUGGUGGAACAUGGGCUCGGGUUGUAUAAAUGGCUUACGUUAUUAUAAUGUGAGUUUCACGUUGUGGAAAAGGAUACAUUUGUGGCUAUGAAAUGGAUCAGAUAGUAUACUUACGGGAGUUGUACAGGAAGAAAGGCGUAGAUUUGCGUAGUUUGACAUGGUGGUUUUCAGCAUUUGUUAUCAUCGACGUGACCAUACUAUCUUGGACUUGACUUGUUAUACUUCUGAUCACUCGGCUGGUUUUCCAUUGUUUUAAGAAUCAGUUUCUGAUCUCUUUUUUUGGGGGUGAUUUAUUGUCUAGUCACUCCACAAACAGGUGUUAGUUUGUCCAUGGAGUGUUAAUAGUUAACUCCUUGCAGAUUGUCAAUCCUCUGUAAAAACUAUCCGGCUUGCUGUGUCAUGCAUGCAUGCUGUGAUGCCUUGGCUGUAAGAAUGAGUGAGAAGUUGCUGCUGAUGAAUCAGAGAUUAAGAGCCGAUAUUAGUUGUCAAUCAUUAAGUCUGCAUAAAUUUCUUCAACUAUCUUCAGUUGUAUGUUGUAAAUGUUGCUCCCGAUGACAUGCUCAACGCUAGUGAGCAAAUAGUCUUUUGUCCAUCUGCCCAACACCAGCCAUGUAAUAGUUAGAUUAGCUUAAUUAUCCUCUCAUGAUCCCUGUAAAUUGAUGAACUUUUGAUAUUUUAUAUUGUGAUGCAUCAAAAGAAUAUAUAAUUCAAUGUACUGGACUGAUUUAUAUUUAAUCUGAAUUUAUUCUAGUCCUUGUACA